Mercenaria mercenaria is the source of this 5808-nucleotide messenger RNA. Its product is annotated as protein tweety homolog 1-A-like. Gene Ontology annotation, molecular function: volume-sensitive chloride channel activity; intracellularly calcium-gated chloride channel activity. The record is from RefSeq and is a predicted model, not a curated record. The transcript has 14 exons. Gene Ontology annotation, cellular component: plasma membrane. Bases 118 to 1590 code for a protein of 490 amino acids. Lineage: Eukaryota; Metazoa; Mollusca; Bivalvia; Venerida; Veneridae.
AAUUACCGGAAAUUAGGUCAACUUAACUCCAACUUAACUAACUAGUCUUUUGUUUAUCAAUAUUUUCAUGAAUGAAUGUUUAAAUGACUUCAUUUAAAAGAAGGAUAAAACUUUUUCAUGAUGUCUAGCCAUAAAGACUACAAAGUUGAUUGGGUAGCCAACUUUCUUCACAAAUUUCCUCACAUAGACUUUGAAUUCGGAGAGACAAACUCGACUUUUGCUCCAGAUUCUGGAGACUACAGAGAAGGUAUAAUAUUUUUGGCAGCACUGCCUGUUGUUUGCUGUGUGGUAUUCCUUUUGUUGACAUCAUGCUGUUUGUGUGUGCACUGCUGCUGCCGACAGAGACCAAAUAAGAAGACGAGUACAACAUGUGUACGAUUCAUUACAGCCCUGUUCAUUAUCUUUGCUAUUGGUUGUGUAGCGGUAGGGUAUUUCGGUAAUGAAGAGGGAAACAAGGGAAUACAGUCUACUGUUGAUGCAAUACAGGAUACUAAUGAUACUUUGUCAGGAUCUCUUGCCACGUUAACAACAUUAGACAGUCUUACCAGCUCUAUCACACAAGCUGGCGUGGAAGCAUUAAAACUUGUGUUCAGUAAACAUUUGAAGAAUGUCACUCUCCGCAAUGAUGUCCUCAAACUUGCCGAUGAGAUUAAGAACAAGUCGCACCAUGUUAAAGGUGAUAUUGACUACAUCAAGACGGAUGUUGGGAAGAUAUCGUUAGAUCAGCUUCUGGAUGUAACACAGGAUGCAGAGUUCUAUAGAUGGAUCGGGACAAUAGUGUUACUGUCCUGGCAAGUUGUGGUGCUACUUAUAUAUAUUAUAGCUAUACUGAAGAAAUCCAAAUACUGGAUUGUCUGGGGAAUCACUCUUGGAUUAUUCUCACUUUUUCUUGUGUGGGUGGCAAUGGGUGUUUAUCUUGGAGGGACUGUGGCAAUCAGUGAUUUCUGUGUUGAUCCCAAUUCUUAUGUGAUGUCAACAUUACAACCCAAAGUUUCACCAGAUGUGAUUGAAAGCUAUGUGGAAUGCAAAAACAAUAACUUUUCAAAGGCAUUGGAUGAUGCCAGAGAUUAUGUGACCAAAGCAAAUGAGACCCUGAAUAUUGCCAUCAACAAAACUCUGCCAUACAAUAUAUCUCAAUAUAUGGCCGGUCCGGUUAAAGCGAUCCGAGAGGAUCUGACAUAUGCCCAGGGAAAUAUAUCCAGCCUUGGUAACUCUGUGUACUGUGGGCAGAUCCACAGCAACUACAUCAAAGCACUGAAAGGAUUGUGUAACAGAUCAUUAGUUGGGAUGUCUUUGAUCUUGCUGAUAUUACCUAUCUUUGGAUUGUCUUUGGUGUUCAUACAGUGCCUUGCUCCGAGGGUUUGGUUACUGCUGGGAACCAGGAAAACCUACAGAAAAGUAGAUGACUCAGACCCAUUCUUGCCUCGACCACCACCAUACAACAGUUAUGGUACUAUGGGUGAAGAAAGGGCACCUUUGAAUGAUACAGGAUAUUUGAAUGAAACCUCGGUAAUGACAUCACAUCCCCGUACAGAGUCUGUAGGAUCUGAUUCCCCACCCCCUGCUUUUCAGACAGAUGAGGUACAGUAACCAAGGGCUUUGUGACAUACUAAAUGUUACUUUUGCUGGAAUAUACACUCUCUAAUAUGGUUUAUAUAAUGUUUUGUUCCUUAUAACUCUAAAGCUUUAGUGGUGAAGGAGGCUCCUUGAGUUAUAGCCGUUUCAUUCUGCUAGAAUAUACAAUGCUGGGGUUUACAUAUUGGAAUAUUUUGUAAUAAACCAUUUAAAACACAAGACAGUGAGCGUUUAAGUCAUUUUCUUCGAUGUUUAACAUAUUUAAGACAAAAUCUAUUGUCAUUACAACGUGAUUUUCCCCAAAUUUUAGUUGUAAUGAAGUAAUAUUCACCUCCUAACGAGCCCUGUCAUCAUUUCCCAGAAUACUGGAGAAGAAAAAGCAGUUAGUGUUGUGGGAUAAAAUGGGUGUUACUGGCUGAAAUCUGUAAUCCAAAGAAAAUUUAAUUUAGUACCGGUAUAUUUAAACUUGUUUUGGUAGUAAUGCAAAAGUAUCUGUGGCUUGAAAAAACUUAUUAUGUCUCCCCCAGGAGACAUAUUGUUUUUGCCCUGUCCGUCCGUCCGUCCUUCCGUCCGUCUGUCCGUACGUCACACUUCAUUUCCGAGCAAUAACUGGAGAACCAUUUGACCUAGAACCUUCAAACUUCAUAGGAUUGUAGGGCUGCUGGAGUAGACGACCCCUAUUGUUUUUGGGGUCACUCCGUCAAAGGUCAAGGUCACAGGGGCCUGAACAUUGAAAACCAUUUCCGAUCAAUAACUAGAGAACCAUUUGACCUAGAACCUUCAAACUUCAUAGGGUUGUAGGACUGCUGGAGUAGACGACCCCUAUUGUUUUUGGAGUCACUCCGUCAAAGGUCAAGGUCACAGGGGCCUGAACAUUGAAAACCAUUUCCGAUCAGUAACUAGAGAACCACUUCACCCAGAAUGUUGAAACUUCAUAGGAUGAUUGGUCAUGAAGAGUAGAUGACCCCUAUUGAUUUUGGGGUCACUCAGUCAAAGGUCAAGGUCACAGGGGCCUGAACAUGGAAAACCAUUUCCGAUCAAUAACUAGAGUACCACUUGACCCAGAAUGUUGAAACUUCAUACGAUGAUUGUACAUGCAAAGUAGAUGACCCCUAUCGAUUUUGGGGUCACUCCAUUAAAGGUCAAGGUCACAGGGGCCUGAACAUUGAAAACCAUUUCCGGUCAGUAACUUGAGAACCACUUGACCCAGAUAGGAUGAUUGGUCAUGCAGAAUAGAUGACCCCUAACAAUUUUGGGGUCACUCUGUGAAAGGUCAAGGUCACAGGGGCCUGAACAUUGAAAACCAUUUCCGGUCAGUAACUUGAGAACCACUUGACCCAGAAUGAUGAAACUUCAUAGGAUGAUUGGUCAUGCAAAGUAGAUGACCCCUAAUGAUUUAAGGGUCACUCUGUUAAAGGUCAAGGCCACAGGGGCCUGAACAUGGAAAACCAUUUCCAAUCAAUAACUUGAGAACCUCUCGACCCAGAAUGUUGAAACUUAAUAGGAUGAUUGUUCAUGCAGAGUAAAUGACCCCUAUUGUUUUUGGGGUCACUCCGUUAAAAGUCAAGGUCACAGGGGCCUGAACAUUGAUAACCAGUUCCGAUCAAUAACUUGAGAACCACUUGACCCAGAAUGUUAAAACUUCAUAGGAUGUUUGAACAUGCAGAGCAGAUGACCCCUAUUGAUUUUGGGGUCAGUCUAUUAAAGGUCAAGGUCACAGUGGCCUGUUCAUGUAAAAUCAUUUUUUGGAAAUAACUUGAGAACCACUUGACCUACAAUGUUGAAACUUAAUAGGAUGAUUGGACAUGCAGAGUAGAUGACCCCUAUUUAUUUUGACUUCUAUUGACUUCUUGCCUAUAGGACUUUGCAUUGGGGGAGACAUGCGCUUUUUUACAAAAGCAUUUUCUAAUUUCUUUCUUGUUCUGAUUCAAAUUGAUAUUUAUCUUUUAAUUGCAAUAUGUUUGUAAUAUAGGGUCUCAGUGAUUUCCUAGAUAAUGAAUUAAACAUAAAGUUUGAUGUAUUAACCCUUAGCCUGCUGGCGGCAGGUUAUUUUGCCUUUGCGACCAGUGCAGACCAAGAUUAGCCUGCACAUCCCUUUGAAUAAUAAAUGGUACUACCCAUAUUGAAUUAUGGACAAUUCCAUUUAUGAAACAUAGUAGGGUAAGGGUUAAGAAGAUAAGAUAGUAUUACUGCUACUACUAAAGUCACUGCCUUACAUAACAGUUUGCAUGAUGUGUUUUGCUUUCUACUAAGGCCAUUUCAUGUAUACACUGAACCAAAAUCGAAUUGAAAAAAUUAAAAUGUAUUAUGAUCAAUGGGCCAUUUCAUGUAUAUGCGGAAACCAAACCAAAAAGUUGAAACGAAAGUGAAACAAAAUCAUGCAUAAAUUGAAAUCAUAAUCCGGGGUAAUUGAAUUUUGUCUGAUAAGGUGAAAAAGGUCACCUUUUUCAUUAGCUGUUGAGUUACACAUUUUUUCCCAGUGAUUUGGAUAAAAAUUUGGCAUUAAUGUAAAAGCUGUUGUUGUUUCUAAAACGAAAAAAGAAUGGCAUUAGUUCAGAUUUGGACUCAGUUCAUUGUAUAUGUGAAAUAGCCUUUAAUGAAUAAUAAGUUGCUUUGUGAAACAGGGACCAACAUACUGUUUAUGUUGUAUAUUUUGACUGGUUGCAUACUAAUUCAAAGUGCUUAUGUGGUUAAACCUGUACAGGUCUGCUCUAUCUACAUUGAAUAUCGAUAAAGUAUUUCUGCACUAGGAAAAUUCUCUCAAACCUUACCUCACACGUGCCCAGUAUCUCUGCACAUUGCCUCAUUUCGAUUUUGUGGAUAUUUCUCUUUUAUUUUUACACAUUUAUGUAUUCCCAAACAUGAUCUUGAAUUGAUUUUGUCAGGCCAGUCUGUUUGUAUACCAAUCUGUCUAUUUCGAGAUUUUUCUCAUUAAAGGUUUUUUUGUGCCCCCCUUCCAUGAGUGGUGGGGGCAUAUAUAGAUUUGCUAUUGUCCUUCCGUCCGUGCAUCUGUCCGAAGUUCGUGACACACCUAGCUCAAAAAGUAUUUGAUAUAAAUUAAUGAAACCUUGCAUGAGUCUUUGUCAUAAUAUGAACUUGCGCACCUCCUAUUUUUCGUCUGGCUCCGCCCCCUAAUUUUAGAGCCCCUGAAAUAGUCAAAAAUGCACAUUUUCACCUUGUGACACGCCUAGCUCAAAAAGUAUUUGAUAUAGAUUCAUGAAACCUUGCAUGAGUCUUAAUCAUGAUAUGAACUUGCGCACCUCCUAUUUUUCAUCAGGGUCCUCCCCCUAUUUCUAGAGUUAUGGCCCCUGAAAUAGUCAAAAAUGCACAUUUUCACCUUGUGACACGCCUAGCUCAAAAAGUAUUUGAUAUAAAUUGAUGAACCCUUGCAUGAAUCUUUAUCAUGAUAUGAACUUGCGCACCUCCUAUUUUUCAUCUGGGUCCGCCCCUUAUUUCUAGAGUUAUGGCCCCUAAAAUAGUAAAAAAAUGCACAUUUUCACCUAAUUAUGUGCCACAUCCAAGAAGUAUUUAAUGUAAAUUCAUGAAACCUUGCUUGAGUCUUUAUCAUAAUGUGACCUUGCACACUUGGCAUUCUUCUUGAGAGUUUUAGUGUUUAUUACAGAGUUAUGGCCCUUGAAAUAGCCAAAAUAGUGGAUUUUUUGUUUGUGAUGCUCAUAGCUCAAAAAGUAUAUGGUAUAGAAUAAUGAAUCCAUUUCGUAAAUUGUUUUUUUUUUUGAGGCUAUACCCCAUUAAGACUGCAAACAUUUGAAUGAUUUUCCCUUAUUUGUGACAAAUGUACCAGUGGGGGGCACACCUUGUGUCCUACAGACACAUUCUAGUUGAAAAAGUUUUUGUAGACUAAUUUUUCAUAACUGCUGAUCUGAUUUCAACCAGAUUGUUUAAGAAGGGACCAGUACCAAGCCAAGUUAUGCAUAUUACAGUCAUUAUUCGCAUGGAUGAUAUUCUUUGGAUUAUGGUAUUUUUAUAUUAUUGGCAACUACUAUAUGUUGUCAUAUUUCAUUGAAAUGAGACCGUAUGGAGACAUUUUUAGCUCAGCUGAUUUUUUUUAAAACAAGAGGACCAUGAUGGUCCUGAAUCGCUCACCUAUCCCCACAUGACCCAGUGUUGAACUGAGUAUGACGACAUUAUUUCUGUUAUUUGACAUAGUGACCUAGUUUUUGAGCACAUGUGACCUAGAUAUCAUCAAGAUAAAAAAUUCUGACCAAUUUUCAU